This is a messenger RNA of Didymodactylos carnosus, 5712 nucleotides long. The record is from the annotation of a GenBank genome assembly. NCBI's taxonomy places the organism in Eukaryota, Metazoa, Rotifera, Eurotatoria, Philodinida, Philodinidae.
CAAUUCAGAACUUAUGGCCGAUGAAAAACCGUGUUCGGAAUAAUUUUUCUAUGCGGCGACAGAGGCCUUUACAUACCCUUAGUAGGACUAUCGAUUGCAUAUAGUCAAACUUUCCCGGCUUUUAGCUCCUGUAAUACUGGGCGGACCUGUGCGGAAGUACCCAAAGGUAGUUUACAAAAUCCUGAAAAAUGGUUUAGGCGAAAAAAUGAUUUAACAGUAACUCAAAAAGGCUUCAGAACACUCCUCUGAAAUCCUUUUUUCUCCUAAACCAUUUUGAUGGUUUUGAAGGCUACCUCUUUAUUUCGAGAGUACAUGGUUUCCUGCACCAUGAUCGAGAGCAAGGACCAGCUCACACUAUUAGCUCUACUGAACGAUACUUAAUGAAGUGAAAUAUGUCUUAAAGGCUAGCAGUUUUUCUCACUCUCAAUAUUCACUAUGUUGUGAUGUACAAUACAGCUUCUCCGGCGAGUUCUCGUGGCUUUCCGGAAAGCUAGUACGUGGAUAGUGAAGUGUGCGUGGGGAGCUCCAGUAAUUGGACGAAAGAACUCUGCGUUAGGCUAGCCUUCUGGCCGGAGCUGCAGUUGAUGACUAAUAACGAGAUGAGUAACCAUUACUGGAGGGAAGAUAUCGGGCCAUUGAAAUUACCACGCAGUAUCCCACACCUGUCACGAUGUUUAGUCGUUUUUUCACUCUGCUUAGUCACUAUCAACGUAGUAAAUACUCUGGUAUCGUUUCUUAGAAGUUACCACACAACAAUGCGGAAAGUCAAAAGACGUAAGUUUUCCAGUUCUCAAUACAGAAAUUAAUCGUUUUCUCAAGAAUUCCAUAUAUACUGCAAUCGUACCAGCCGAUUAUUUCGAAGGAAGAGAACGCGAUCAGUUAAUAAAUUGGUUUAAAUUUCUCGUUUCAUCAUCUACAUUAGAAUCUGAUGAACUGGAUACUUGUUUCAGUAGAAUUGUUGAUGAACCGCUUACUGAUAUUAAUCUUUUAAAUGAAAUUAAUCAAAACAAAUCAUUGAAAGCAUAUAUUAUCGAUAGUUUAAAACGCUAUCACGCUUUAAAUGACGUUAGAAAUGUUUUAGCAUGUUUAAACGUGGAGAGUGAGCCAGAUGGUUCUUCUGAAAGUAAGAAAGAAUUUAUUCAAGGAUUUAUUGAUACUGUUGAAACGAUCACAUCAAACGUACUGUUAGUUACAACAAUUGAGUCAAUAUCUUAUGAAAGUCAACGUUAUCUGAGUAAUUUUAUUAAAAGAAAUGAUUUACCAGUACCCCUAUCAUAUUACAUUUAUGAUAAAUUUGAAAAUAAAGUACAUUACAAAAUCAAUUUUAAUUUACUUGCCGAGAUUCUAUGUUUAACAGAUGAUAGAGUUCUAUUACAAUUCGGUAGUGCGUCAGCAAGUGGACGCGGUAAAUCGAGUAUGUUAUUAUAUUUAUUUCGAGAUAAACGCAAAGAAUCUCUAAAUAUUGAUGACGACGAAAAAUUACAUUCUUGCUGCAUUGAUACACUGUUUGCACACGAUUAUGAUAAACAUUCAUAUGUUAUAUUCGAUGUUCAUGGAACACUUGUAGAUAAUAUCAAUAGAGAUUUAGUAAACUCUAUUCAGCAUUAUGCAUCAGUACAAAUUAUAUAUGUAACAGAAUUAGAUUUAAGCACCGAUUUUAUACCAUCCGCUAUUAAUGGGUCAACAAAACCAACAAUUAUUGCCAUAUUUGAUUCAAAUUAUGGUAAAGAAAUUCAAGCAAAUAAACUUGUGGACGAAUUUCGAUCUCGUCACUGUACUAAAAAGUGCUCAAAUGUUCACUGGAUUACACUUCCAACUUUUCAGACCACUAAAAGAAAAAAUCAAACAUUUGAUACUACUCAACGAGCCGAUCGUUUACGACGAACAUUCGAAAGUGUAUUACAAAAGUUAGAAUCUGAUAUUAAACAACAACCAAAGUUUCGUUCAUGUUUUUCUAUACAAUCCUGUUUUCAAUCACAAGUUCCAAAAGUUAUUUAUUUUGAAAUAGAAAAUAGAUUACAAAAAUUAUUUGGUAGUUUAACGAGUGAAACGCCCGAUCUAUUAUUAAUGGUAACACCAGUUAGCCAUUUACAAGCAAAAAUUGAACAUUGGAAAUGUUAUAUUAAAUCUGAUUGGAAAUUACCAACACGUGAAAUUAAUGACAAAAUAAAAAUAUUAGAAAAACAAUUGGAUUCAAUUGAGAGUAUAUCAGAAUAUACAAAAUUUUUUAUUGAUUUAUUAAAUAAGCAUUCGUAUAUUGAACUAUUAAUAACUGAAAGAUAUUUGGAACAAUGGCGUUCCAUUUAUGAACCCAGUUUGAAAGCUAAGACAUAUACUUUAAAAGAAAAAAUGAGUAAAUAUAAUGGUGAUAUAAAACGAUUCGAGAAAUUACUGUUCAAUAAUAAACAAGAAUCUAAUCAGGAGUCUAAACAAAAUCAGACAAAUGAACUGAAAUUAUUAAAAGUGGAAUAUUCAAAAUUACAACAACAGUUAAAAGAUAUUAACAAUAAAUUAAUAAAUAUUGACUUGACCAUAGGUUUAUUUUGUGAUGAAAUACUAGCUUUAUAUGACUUUUUACAAAUAAAAAAGUCAGUUAUAUUUGACAGUUACAAAGAGUCCUUUGAAAAAAUAUCCCAUCGUAUGGCACAAUUAAUGUACAAAGGAUUUGCAUUACACAUACUGCGUGAAUGUCAACAACCAGUUCUAAUGACUGUUAUUGGAGAACAAAGUUCAGCUAAAUCAUCGUUAUUAAAUUCAACGUUUGGUUGUAAUUUUCGAGUUAGUGCUGGCCGUUGUACAAUUGGAAUGUAUUUAAGUAUUGUUCUAUGGAAACAAUUAACAAUUAUCAUUCUUGAUACUGAAGGUUUAUUAUCACUGGAAGAAGCUGGUUCAAUAUUUGAUAAUCAAAUGGUAUCGAUGGCUACGUUAUCAUCACAGCUUGUUUUACUGAAUACAAAAGGAGAAGUUAGUGCUACAUUACAACAUCUGCUUGGCAUGAGUUUUUAUGCUAAAUUACAAAUAGGUUCAGCAGUAAAACCAAAACUACAAUUUGUUUUACGUGAUCAGGCUGGCACACAACAACACAACCGCACCAACGAAAAUGAUGAUACUAAAUGUCAAAAUCGUACUUUCGUUGAACAAUUAGCUAAACUUAAAGAAAAUCUGUAUACUGACAGUCAGUUUUUAAAAGUAUCGAUUGAUGAUGAACUUGAAAUCAAAAGCAAUAGUAUUAUGUUGUUAACAAAUGCUUUUAAUGAUGAUGUCAAUAAAGAUUUAAAUAUAAAACAAACCUACAGGAGUCAAACUUUUCCAACGGAAAUUAUUGAAUUAAGAAAAAUUAUUUUCGAACAACUAAGUGAUUCCGUAAGUAAAGCGGAACCAGUAUAUACCAAUAUUGAAAAUACAUUUAAUAAAUUGGCGACUAAUUGGGAAGCAAUAGAUAAGUUAGGUCCAAACCUAUUAGACUGUAAAACAUUACAUGAACUAGCUAUUAUGAAUGAAGUACGCCAUUUUGCUUAUGAUAUAAUUGCAAAAAAAAUUGAUACAUUACAUCAACAAGGGUGUGAGCAAAUGAAAGACAUUUUGGAUAAUCUUUCUGAAACUAUGGCUAGUUGUAAUCCAAAUACAUUUGCACUUAUUACAGAGCGUUAUUCUAAUAGUCUAAAAGUUUGUGGAGAAAAAAUUGCUAGUCAAGCUGAAUAUGAAUUUGAUAUGAAAACUGAGCGAAGUUGUUAUUUACCAAAUAUAAAACAAAAGGUAAAGCAACAUAUUGAACCACAAAUACGCUCACACAAGAAGAAUUAUUGCGUCAAAGUUUUGAGGAUCGUCUAUAUAAAUUAUCCAAAAAAUGCUAGCACAAAAGCUGUGCAUAAAAGAUUAAUAACUAAGGCACAAGAAGCAUUCAAUCAACGAAUGGGUGAUGACGUCAACGCAGUAAAAAAAGAAUUAGAUGCUAACUAUGAAGAGCUAAUAAACGAAUUACAAGGAACAUUACUAUCAAUGCGUGAAGAUAAAGAAAAGAUUAUUGCAAAAAUACUGUAUACAUAUAAUAUGUUAUUAAAAUCAAAAGUAGCAUCAACAAAAAAAGAUGAUAUUUAUAAUCGAUUAGAAUCAUUGGAAAUAAAUGAUUACCAACGUGGUUGUGAUACAUUAGCAAAUGUGCAAAAGCUAAUGACAGAAAACGAAUCUCAAAAUUCAGAAUCCAAAACUUAUUCAUUCAGCCGAACGUUUCCCUUCGUUAAGCGUACUACCAACCAAACGGUAUCAACUACUGUAUGGGACAAAUUAAAGCAUGAUUUACGAUGGUUUCCUAAUAAUACUACCUCUGAAAACAAUAAACAAAUAUUUUCGGAUAUUAUAUCUUUAGUACUACCUGCAUUAGACAGAGACAUACGGCAACUAAUUAAUGAAGCAAAAUAUUCCUAUCCAACUACAACAAUGUUGUUAGCUCUGAUUGAUUACGUUAAUAAUGCGAUAAAAACGGACGUAAUAAGAAAAAGUUAUAGGAAGUUAAAUUCACAUAAAUUUACAAAUGAUUGUACUUUACUUGGGUUAAAAAUAUUAAUUGAUGAAGCAAUUCGUAUUGAGGAACAAAACUAUAACAAAGAAUCACAAACUUCACUGGACGAAUCUGAUAUAUUAAGCGAAACUCAGAAGGAUAUAUCAAAAAGUAAAUAUAUAAAUCAUGAAUAUAUCCAAGAAGAAGCAUAUACACGUAGUAUCAGACAAGCAAAUGGUGAAAAUAUACUGAAAUAUGUAUUCGAUAUUAAUCGCUAUUUUAUUGAAAUUGGUUUAGAACUAACAUUACCAACAUUGAAAAAUAUUGUUUUAAAUCAGAUAAAAGAAAUCAAUCAACUGAUAUCAGUUAUGAUUCGUAAAGCAAAUCGUAUUGUACAAAGCGAUGCGUGUGAUCAGAGAAUUCAAAUUGUAAAUAAACAUAUACAAGAAGGUAUAUCAAAAGUUGACGAACGAUUAAAAAAGUUUACAUUAUUAGAUGUACUUGACGUCAAAAUUCAAGAUAAACAAAGUUUUAAAUCUGGUUUUUUUACCGUCCUAUCAUUUAUUAAUUCAUUACAAAAAGAAGCAACAGAUUUAACAAAUUAUUUUAAAACAAAGACACUAGCUGAUUGUAAAGUAGCUAUUCAACUUCAACUUGGAUGUCGUGAAAAAUGUCCUGGCUGUAAUGUUAAAUGUAGUGUUGUCGGAACACACGAAACAGUUAUAGUAGAUUAUUUACCGGGUGAGUGUUCAUGUGAAAAAGACGAUUGCCAAUUUAAAAAAUCUAAUCAAACUGUUACACGUGAAGUUGUAAAACAUGAAAGUAACUAUCAUAUUGGGAAAGCUUUUCAUUCCUGGCACCAACGUAUUUCAAAAAAUCCUUCCUUAAAAAUAUGUUACCAAGUUUGGACAAAUUCAACAGUUUAUGUCGAUGAUCAACAUUCUGUUUUAUCACCAAGAUUUUAUAACAUUGUGCAUCCAGAAUGGUAUCAGGAUUUAACACAAAAAGCAGAAACUGGUCCAUAUCGUAAAGAAACAAGAAUGCCCGAAGAUCAACGACGUGCAUGGAUGACUGUUCGUCAAUGUUUAAUCAAUAUUUACGGAAUGGUUGACAUUACCUACGAUGAAGAAUUUUAUCCCCCUAAUGUGGAUGCCUUGCCAGUUGAUUAUACUCCAACAUGGCAUGAUACUGAAAUAGACUGGGGUCAAGUGUAA